This is a messenger RNA of Helianthus annuus (common sunflower), 1528 nucleotides long. RefSeq names its product protein UPSTREAM OF FLC. Lineage: Eukaryota; Viridiplantae; Streptophyta; Magnoliopsida; Asterales; Asteraceae. The transcript has 7 exons. The coding region runs from base 190 to 1311 and encodes 373 amino acids. The record is from RefSeq and is a predicted model, not a curated record.
AUAUAAAUAUAUGCUUCUUCCAACCACACAAAUUUUGUGUUUCUAUGAGAUUAUUCUCAUCAGUUCUUUGACACGACGACGUUUGGGGACAACUCUUAGAUGCAAAACCCUAAAUCAAGACCUAAGUACUUCUGAAUUAUAUAUCAAAUCAUAAAAACUAGAAGAUCGAUCACGUGAUCGUUUAAGAUCAUGGAAGAACCUGUUUUUGCAAUGGAACGUAGCUUUAAAAGAAGGUUAAUGGAAGCACAAACCACCGUCGUUAAUGGUAAUGUUGGUUGCGACGUUGGUGGUCAAAUGAGAAAAGUCCAUGUUGUCUAUUUCCUAUGCCACAAUGGGCGCAUCGAAGAACCACAUCUCUUUCGUGUCCAUCAUCACUCUCGUAAUGGCGUACACUUACGAGAUGUUAAGAGGUGGCUUGUGGAGCUAAGAGGAAAAGACAUGCCAGAGAGUUUCGCUUGGUCAUACAAGAGAAGGUACAAAGAAGGGUAUGUUUGGCAAGACCUAUUGAAUGACGACCUCAUUACCCCAAUUUGUGACAAUGAAUAUGUUCUCAAAGGAUCAGAGAUUUCCUCAACAACAUUAAACAAUGACAUUGAUUCAUACAAAGGGGAAGAAGUCUUUGAGUUAAAAACAUCACCACCAUUUGAAGGCAAUACAAAAGAUCCAAAAUAUCCUUCAACAAGAAAAGAAUAUUUUAUAGAUUUCUCAACAAAUACAUCCAUUGAAAAUGAAGAAUCUUCAUUUGGCUCCAAUGUUUCAACCGAAGACACAACAAAGAAUCAAGAUGCAAACAAAGACAAAGAAGUUAUACAAAUCCAAGACGACGAGAACGAGAAUAAAUCCUUUCACGAAACGUUAUUGAACGAUAAUACGAAUGAUAAUAAUAACAACAACAAUACUAAUAAGAGCAAGAAAGGUGGUGAUACAAGUGAAACUUGUUGUUUUAAGCCUCCUCAAGCACCAACUUACUCAUUUAGGAAAUCAGGUCGAACGUCACGCAUGUUUCGAAACUGGAUCACUUGUGGGAACGCUAACACCCACGAGAAGGCGGUUGUGAGGAUUAAUAAAAGAAAUGGUAUCGUAAGUUCGGUUUCUGAGAUGAAUGGUAAAGAAUAUAACAUGGGGCAAAUAUGUAAAGAACAGAAGUCGAGGGGCUUUGAGAAAAGAUUUGACGCGAAUGAUGGAUCAAAGAAGAGUAAGAAGGAGGAUUCCAAUAGCGUGAAAUCAUUUGGAGCUGGUUAUAAGCCUAUCAGUGGUCCGAAUUGCUCUGUGGGAGACAGUUCAAUCCAGAGAAGCUUCAUAACCACAUGAAAUACUGUAGAGGAAUGAAGGCAAUGGCCAAAUCUACCAAUUCAAGACUUAAACCAAAGACAACAAGAUCACAUUCACCUUCUUCAGUACCUAUGGAUACCUUUUUCUUGACAAAUAAUUGAACACUUUAGUUACCAAAAACUGCAUUUGUAUAAAAUCAAAAGAAAGCAUAUGUAUACAGAAUUUUUCAAUUAACUGCUUUGGUCAUCAUUCUUUA